GGAAUGGCAGUUCCAUCGUUCAAGAAAUGUGUAGUUUUUUGGUUGAACUCUCAAAUUGUAUUGUACAUUUCUGUGGAUUUGUAUUCAAUGUUUAAUGGAUGACAGAAGGAAUCUUGCCUCUGAAGUAAUAAUUAGUAGCGUAAAAUGAAGUUGUACAGGUAUCUCACUCUGCAGCGAACUUAACAAAAGCAAGCCUUGGGAUUGAGAAACAUGCUGCGGGGAAGCAAGCGCCGCCCUCUUUCCAAGGCAUUUUCCCAAGCCGUGCCGUCUUGGGUUGUGGUUCCCCGUCAGAUCUGAUUCGACUACUCAAAUGCAAAAAAACAAUAUAAUAAUGAAGGAAUACAAGAGGAUAGCGACGAAAAGAACCCAAAAUAUGGUUCACAUGACAAGGAAAAGAGGGAGAAGGCUAACCUUAUUCUAAUGACCAAGACGUUUUAGAAGUUCAAGAAUUCAAGUUUUCAGCAACCGAGAACGUUUUUGAAGCCAUAUAAUAUGGGUCCUUUAGGAGCGAGCUCUGUUGAUGGAAGUGAUCAGCCCCAAAGUCAGAUCAGUGGCCUCGAGUCCGUUCACUUCACCGAAUAUCGGGGUUUUGCUCAAGAUCAAGAUCAUUUCAUGGAGCCAAGAAACUGGUUUGCCUGUUUCUGUUCGGAUUCGAGUUGGUGAUAGGAUUUUCAACCUACACAAGCAUCCUCUCCUGUCAAAGAGUGGAUACUUCCAGAAAAGGUUGAAUGAAUCGACCGAGUAUGAGCUCCCAUCGGACUUUCCCGGAGGACCCGAAACCUUUGAGUUACUAGCACUGUUUAUCUAUGGCUCGUCUACUCUUGUAGAUCCUUUUAACGUAGCAGCCCUCCGUUGCGCUGCAGAGUUUCUUGAAAUGACAGGUAAUUAUUGUUCCAGUAAUCUAUGUGAGCGGUUCGAUAUCUAUUUGAAUCAAGUGGUCUUCCAAAGCUGGGACGAUACACUAAUUGUACUCCAAAAGUGCCAACAAUUGCUUCCCUGGUCUGAGGAUCUGUUAAUUGUAAGUCGUUGCAUUGAAUCGCUCGCCUUCAUGGCUUGUAUGGAGAUCCUUGACCCCGAGAGAAGACGAGACCAACCAGUCGUAACUAUAGAUGCAUUGGCAAGUCAGGUUUGGAGCUGUGAAAUGGUAAAAGAAAUCUUGUGCCAUGAUCUUUGGAUCAAGGACCUUAUAGGGCUACCAUUUGAAUUCUUCAAAAGAGUAGUGGGAUCCCUGAGAAGACAAGGUAUGAAAGAAAAAUAUGUGAACCCGAUCAUUGUCUUCUAUGCGAACAAAUGGAUUCUUUCCGAAAAAACACGCCAAUACUGGGACGGUACUGACGAGAAGAUCGAUGAUGAAGCAAAUGAAAAGGUUUCAUUUAUUUUACAAGGUCUUCUUGAUCUUCUUCUGCCUAUGGGACAGAGGACCAGUAGAGUGGUUCCAGUAGGCUUUUACUUUGCCUUGCUUUCCAAAUCACUUGAAAUUGGCCUCAAAAGCAACAGCCUGCAAAAACUGCUAGACCAGAUAGCAUCAGUAUUACAUUUUGCACAAGUGGAAGACUUUCUCCUUCCAAAAGCCGGGACAGACUCGAUAUCUUCGAGCAUCGAGUUAGCUACGAUGGAGAAGAUAUUAGAGUCGUUUGUAUCUUCGAACAUGAAAAUGAAUCACAACCCUUCAGGCAGCAACUCAAUUGUGGCAGAGUUGUGGGAUGAAUAUCUGACCUACAUAGCUCCUGAUCCGAAACUUGGACAAAAACAAUUUGUCGAACUCAUCGAUAAAGUGCCUGCGUUGUGGCGAGAGAGUCAUAAUCACCUUUAUAGGGCAGUGAAUACAUUCCUGCAGGCACAGUCACAACUUUCCCAAGAGGAAAAAUGGGCAGUCUGCAAGUACCUCAACUGCCAGAAGCUAUCACAAGAGGUAUGCAUUGAGGCUGUGCAAAAUGAGUUGAUGCCGCUUCGUCUGAUAGUCCAGGCGCUUUUCGUUCAGCAAUUGAAUACUCAACAGGUGUUCAAAGAGUGUUCGAGCUCAUUUAGGUUUGCACAUUAUGGAGAGUUCUCCGGGAGCCUUUCAAGCUCUAGAUUUCCGAACUCGAACAGCCAGAACCUACGUGACAGUCCUUAUACAGAUGGAGCUGAUCCAAGGCGAACAUUAAGUUUCUUGCUACACAAGGACCAUGUGAUGCAGACGCCGCAUGAAUCCUCAAGAAAGGAGUACGAGUCGACAAGUUUCCGAAUCAUGAAUCUGGAACAAGAGCUGAUUUCCUUGAAGAAGAGUAUUCAGAGGCAGACAUUAUCAAAGAAAACAGAGACAAUAUCAAGCAGCAAAGCAGAAGGAAGAACAAAACUGCCUGAUGUGGAAAGUAGUAGAUACUCGAGCAAGAAACGAAACUCACAUGAACAAGUGACGGGGUGCAUCGGCUCAGUUAACUUUUCGAAUGAACGAAACUAUGCAAGUCGUCUGUUUAAGAUCUUCAGAGGAAUACGCCUAUUUGGAGGUAGGAAACAGAAAAGAAAGCCAGGAUUUCCCGCCCUUUGGCGUCGAUCGAUGUAUCAGAUUAACCAUCGACUGGAUUUGUAAAUGAGAACUCAUAACAGGUCUUUAGAAACCAGUUAUGGAGAAUAUAUAAAGAAUCUCCUGGAAACUUAAGUAUGGUAAGAAGAAGUAAAGGAAGUAGCCAUUUACUAAAA
Messenger RNA from Cucurbita pepo subsp. pepo (vegetable marrow), 2682 nucleotides. Its product is annotated as BTB/POZ domain-containing protein At5g48130. Gene Ontology annotation, molecular function: protein binding. The record is from RefSeq and is a predicted model, not a curated record. Lineage: Eukaryota; Viridiplantae; Streptophyta; Magnoliopsida; Cucurbitales; Cucurbitaceae.